Molecule: messenger RNA, 1563 nt
Organism: Acanthamoeba castellanii str. Neff
Lineage: Eukaryota; Discosea; Longamoebia; Acanthamoebidae
Product: LETM1like protein
Exons: 10
Coding region: 1-1563 (520 amino acids)
Biological process (GO): intracellular monoatomic cation homeostasis
Cellular component (GO): mitochondrial inner membrane
Molecular function (GO): calcium ion binding; ribosome binding
Source: RefSeq, a predicted model, not a curated record
AUGGCGGCUCGUUCUCGGUACUUGGCCACGACCACCUACAUGGCCACUCCAUCUGCCACGAUCGUAGGCACUCCCUUUGUCCGAAUGUCACAAACUUCCAUGCUUCGAUUAGGCGCUACUUCGCGAGGCAUCUCCUCCUCCGCCGUUGCCCUGGCGCUUCCUCGCGGCACCUCUGGCAGCUGUGCAUUCCUUCUGGGUCCUCACGCCGCCGCCAGCUGGCGAAGAAGCGGACGCUCGUCCGCCACUGUGCUCCAGUGGCCCGGAGCGGGUUCGUCGGCCGCAGCAGGAAGACUACGCGUGUCGGAGGCCGCCUGCGCGCGAUACUACGCCACGGGUGGCAGUCUGCCCGACAGCAAUCAAUCGCCCAAGGCGGUGUCGGCGGAGGACAAGGAGGCGGUGCCCAAGAAGACGCUGGUGGGCCGAGCGGUCCACUCCACCAAGAAGGUGGUGACGUUCAUCAAGGAGGGCAUUCACCACUACUGGCUCGGCUCCAAGCUGCUCGCCCUCAACGUGCGCACGGCCUUCAAUAUCGCCGUGCGACUCAAGAACGGCCACACCCUCACGCGACGAGAGAGGCAACACAUGAUCAGGACGACGGCCGACCUGUUCCGACUGGUCCCCUUUGCGGUGUUUGUGAUCGUGCCCUUCAUGGAGUUUUUGCUGCCGAUCGCCCUCAAGAUUUUCCCCAACAUGCUGCCCUCGACCUUCCAGGACACGAUGAAGAAGGAGGAGGACAUGCGGAAGCAGCUGCUGCUCAAGCUCAAGAUGGCCAGCUUCCUCCAGGACACCCUCCAGGAAAUGGCUGAGACCGGAGAAACUCAUAAGGUGGACGCAGCUCUGCGCGAGACGAUAUCGACGCUGCCGGAGGAUGUCGUGGAGGAAGCCGAGCUGGAGAUGGACCUGCAGAAGGGCACGCCCUCCGACCGACAGCUCAAGCUCGAAGUACUCCGCAACACCAACGAGAAGCUCAGGGAGGAGCUGGAGGAGGAGGCCGAGACCUUCAAGGAGAUCGAAGCGUUGGAGAGUCCGGGCAGCGUCAUCCCCGAGGAGGACGCCGAGCAUUUGCGUGACGUGGCCGAGGCGCUCUCCGUGCUCGCCUCGCCCGUCUCGGCUGAACGGAAGGCCCUCGAACAGCUUGAGGCUCGCGAGGCCCUGCUCGCCCGCGCCAAGACGCUCAAGGACCAGGAGACGGCCACCGUGGUCGAUGCGGUUGUGAAGGCGGUCAAGACGCGCUCGGAUCGAUCAAAGGAGAGGCUGGGCCAGCAGCUGGAGGACCUGCUCGACGACCUGCGGGAGGAGCUGUCCGAGACCGAGCAAAAGCUGGGCGACAAGAUGGUCCUUAUCGACAAGGACAGGGACGGCGUCAUCACCACCGAGGAGGUCGCACUCGCCUGCUCGCUCCUCAAGGAUCGGCCGUCGGAUGCGGAGAUCAGGAACGUGCUGCGUGUGCUGGACGCCGACGAGGACGGAGUUGUGGCGCUGGAGGACGUCCAAAAGAUCCGCCAAAAGCUGGAGGAGCUCCAUCUCGAGGAGGCGCCCGCCGAGGAGAAGGAGCGGAAGUGA